AUGACGACUUCAAAGCCCGCACAGGUUGUUGAUUCUGGCGCUUUUGUGUUCAUUUGUUUUGUUGGCACCGGUGCGUCGACUACGUCCCGUUCCAAAAGUUUGACUGGCAAGAGUGUGCAAAAGACUGAGACGUUGUGCGAGUGUCUGCGAACCAGUCAGGAGAAGAUGGAAACGGGGUCAAUCCUGUUCGAAGAAGAAGGAAACCUGGCCUCAGUUCAGCUCAGCUCGAGCCGGCUCUACUCCUCCAGCCUCCAAACUUUCUUCACUUCUGGCACUUUUGCCAGAAUGCAUUUGUGA
Molecule: messenger RNA, 297 nt
Organism: Protopolystoma xenopodis
Lineage: Eukaryota; Metazoa; Platyhelminthes; Monogenea; Polystomatidea; Polystomatidae
Source: the annotation of a GenBank genome assembly